UUCUCGUUUUUUGCUGGGUUUUUUUUUUUUUUCCGGCCGCCGCUCCGCCCUGCCCGGCACUGCUCUCAGCCUCGAUUUCCUCGAGCCCCCUCCUCACGUCACGCAAAAGCGCCAGGGCGUGCACGUUCCCGGGCCUUGCGUGCCCGGGCGCGCUGCCAGUCAGAGGCUGCCUGAGAGGGGCUGAGCUGUGUUGGUCUGAAGGAGCCGGCGGUCCCGAGGGGUCCGGCUUCACCGGUAUCAAAAGAGGCUUCUUCAGGCCUCGGAGUUUUCGUUCCGAGCGGGGAUCGACAUGUCGCAGAGAAAGAAAGGCGGAAGCCUUCCCCGCGCCGCCGGCGGCGGUGGCGGCGACGGCGGCCCCAGCUUCCCCGGCCCCAGCAGCCGCGGUGGCCUCGAUGCGAGCGACAACCCUGGCCCCAGCACCAGCGGCGGCGGCCUGGGGUUCAGCCAGGCCCACGUCCAGGCCCUGGCCCGGGCCAUGGCCCAGGCGGGCCCCGCGCAGGUAGAGGAUGACGUCAUGGAGGAGGCGGAGUCGGAGGAGCUAGGGCCCACCGCCACCCCGCCCAUGCCCUCCACCUCCUCGGCGUCGUCCUCGUCCUCUGGGUCGUCCUCCCAGGCCCAGAAGAAGCCGGCCAAGCGCACCGAGGCCCAGGUCCAGCAGAAAGUGAACGAGCUGGUGCAGUUCCUGCUGGUGAAGGACCAGAAGAAAGUGCCCAUUCGCCGGACGGACAUGGUGAAGACCAUCCUGCAAGACUACAAGGACAUGGCCUCAGAGAUCAUCGAGCGUGCGGGCCAGACCCUGGAGGAAGUCUUCGGCCUGCGACUCCAGGAGAUAGACCCUAAGUACCACACCUACAUCCUCAUCAACAAGCUGGAGCGCUUGGACGACGACGGCAUGAAGGCCGACGAAGGCGUAGCCAAGAUGGGCCUCCUCAUGGUGAUCCUGAGCCUCAUCUUCAUGAAGGGCAACUCGGCCAAGGAGGCCCUGGUCUGGGAGGUGCUCAAGAAGCUCCGUGUGGAUCCGGAAAAGAGGCACAAGACCUUCGGUGACGUGAAGAAGCUCGUCAAGGACGAGUUUGUUCGCCAGAAAUAUUUGGAGUACGUUCGAGUCCCCCAUACCGAUCCUGCAGAGUAUGAAUUCCUCUGGGGACCCAGAGCCGCCCAUGAGACCAGCAAGAUGGAAGUCCUUCGCUUUGUUGCCAAGAUUCAGAAUCGAGAGCCUUCCAGCUGGGUGUCCCAGUACAACGAAGCUCUCCAAGAUGAAAUGGCAUCCACCUCUGCAUCUGCCUCUACUUCAGCCGGCCAUUGAGCCACCCAGGCCACUUUCAGGUACCAGGGAGCGUUUUACAGACUGGUAUCAAGAAAGCAGAAAUCCCCCAAGUUUUUAUUUGAACCACAGGCCGAGACCCUUUUACCCUCCGAGGUCCCACACAAUUCAACAUUUUCUCUCUUCUCUGAACCUGAUGCAUGGACUUUGUGGAAAAACCUGCCUGAAUUGAACCACUACUUCCUCUUCCCAGGUUGGCUAAAGACUUUCUAACACAAACUCAUUGCCUCAAGGACGUGUCCUCCCUUAGGCCUGGGUGAGCUUUCCUAGCCUUGAACCCAUCCAAGGACAGGAUUACUAAACCAUCUCAGUCUAUGCCAAGCCCGUGUUUACUUUUCAGUUAAUAAAUGUCAUAUGCAUUCA
Messenger RNA from Dromiciops gliroides (monito del monte), 1687 nucleotides. RefSeq names its product non-structural maintenance of chromosomes element 3 homolog. The record is from RefSeq and is a predicted model, not a curated record. Lineage: Eukaryota; Metazoa; Chordata; Mammalia; Microbiotheria; Microbiotheriidae. Gene Ontology annotation, cellular component: nucleus. The coding region runs from base 290 to 1306 and encodes 338 amino acids. The transcript has a single exon.